Plenodomus lingam JN3 is the source of this 2223-nucleotide messenger RNA. RefSeq lists its product as uncharacterized. Lineage: Eukaryota; Fungi; Ascomycota; Dothideomycetes; Pleosporales; Leptosphaeriaceae. The record is from RefSeq and is a predicted model, not a curated record.
AUGCCUUCUAUAGAUGACGAGUUCGCAGACGUGCAGGACUGGCUUAACGAGGAUAGUUUUUGGCAGCCAACGCCUAUGCGAGUCCAACAGCCUAAUGGAUACGCUCCAAGCCAUAGCAUGGCUGGUUUCAAUCUGCACAACGGCAACGCAUAUGCUCCUGGCAAUGGCAUGGCGAACGGCAACCUACAAGGGUUCUACGCGUAUCCCCCUGGAGGCAGCACCCAGUGCGGAAAUGCUCCUGGACAAAUGUCCAUGAGCUGGGAAGCACGAGCUGCUGUGCACCAAUUUCCAGCCCAGAACUUGCCCCAGCAGCAGUGGGGCCAGGGGUUUGUAGGCGCUGCCCCGUCACAGCAGCAGCCGCAACAGUGUAACCAGGCAUACAACCUGGCUUCUUCUGGGCAAUUUGCCCAGCAAUAUAACGCACCUUGGGGUCUGCCGGCGGCUGGCCCGUCACACCAGCCGCUCCAGCAGCACAGCCUGGAGCAGCACCAUGGCCAUUCCGGGCACAGGGCCCAGGUCUAUAAUCAGCCUUGGGAUUCGACAGUGGCUGGCCCGUCAUACCAGCCACUCGAACAGGGUGACCAGUUCUUUCCCGAGUUCCUGCCUGUUGCCCUGUCACAGCAACAGUAUGCCCAGGCCCAGUUCAGGGAUGAAGUGACGGAGGCACCAGUAGCCCCUCCAGUCAUUGACCUGACUGGUUGUCCUUCUUCUCCCUUUUCUCCCCCGUCUUCCCCUGCUCCCACUACUCCUCCUACUCCUUUGCCUGCUCCCGCUCCCCUGCCACCACCAGCCGCAGGCGCAGAAAGCCCGGUGCCAAAGCAGCCCACAAGGGAGCGAAUCACCUACCUACGGAAGAACAUCAUCCAACACCGCAACGACUACCCCGUCGCCUGCACCCUCUUCGAGAGCUGGGACAAGCUCACCAAGCAGCAAAAGCAGCGCUACUGUUCCGACUACUGGCCCAGCAACGAAGCCGCCCUCGCCAACCUCCAUGAAAUGGCCAAGCUGAGCCCCCAAUUCCCAGUCAUAUACACCCACAUGAUCCAGCACGCCGCCGCCGUCCAAGCCGCACUUGCCCUCACCAACGAAGAAGACCGCAACACUGCGCUCGCCGACGCAGAGACGGCACACGCAGCACGAACCGCAGAGUUGCAGGCAAGUUGCAACAUUGCCAUGAAGCUGAGGAGCCUGGAGGAGGAGCGCGGACAGUACAGGGCGCUUCGGACAACCAUCCGCGGCAAGAAGCAGGGUAAACGCAAGAUUGCACACCGACAAGAGAUAGCAGCGACGGUGGCAGUAUUGGACGAGGAUAUAGCGGCUAUGCGGACGGAUCUGGCGAUGACGGUUGCGCAGCGCGAACAGGCGAUGCACAGGAGGCGGGAGAUUAGGAAGGCGAAUCUUGCAAGGCGGAAGGCAGAGGGUCAACAGGCGAGAUUGGAGAAGCAGGAAUGUCAGAAGAUGGAGAAGGCGGAGAAGGCGGCGGGGAAGAAGGGAGGUCGUGGUGCGGGUGGGAAGCGCAAGAAUCGGGAUGAAGGGGUUGUGGAUGCGCCUUCGUCGAAGAGAGUUAGGGCCGAGGAGCCAGAACAGGAGAUCAGGAGCGAAGAGGCAGACGAGGAAGGCUCGUUCCAUGACGCAGACGACUUGUUUACUCGGUUUUUCGAGGAUGAGGACGAAGAAGACGAGGAUGAGAUGGCGUCAGGGCAAGAGGUCUCCUCCCCCAACGUCCACGACGCCAUCGUUCAAAGCAUAGAAGACGACUCAGACGACUCAGACGACUCAGACGACUCAGACGACUCGAUCCAACCAGAACACGUCUCCUCCCCCAAACCCUCCGCCCUGACCGCACCAUUCGCCACAGACUCAGACGCCGACUCAGACGAGGAUGAAAACACACCUCCUCCGCUCUCCGCUCUGCAAUCCCCAGUCGCACUCUCCUUCUCCGCUACCGUACAGCAGUCAAUAGAAGUCUUGGACUGGGACUCGGACUGGGACGCAGACGCAGACGCAGACACAAAUGCAAAUGCAGACGCAACCGCAACCGCAACCCCAUACCCCACCAAACCACCCACCCGCGCGCCCAGCCGAUGUGAUUCCCUCUUUGGAGACCUAGAGCUAGAGCUAGAUCUAUACCAAGACCAAGGGCACGGUCAAGACCAAGGGCAAGACAAGGAAAGCGUCAUCGACGAGGAUGAUUUCUUUGGCGGCGAGUUUGCAAAUGUAUGA